CCUAGCCAGAACAACUGUGUCGAGUUGUAGGGCAGUGGUGGGAAAAUCGGACAGCCCUGACUGCUAUGCUGGGCUCAACAUGGCCGAUCGACAUCAGAGAGAAGACCUCAGUCUGUGGGCAGGAAUGCAGAGCCCAGCAAUGGGGGAUAUGUCCUCUCAAGGAAUGUCUGCAGAUUUAUUCAAGUGGAAGCACGCCAACCCUCACGUCUCCAGUGACUAUGGGAGCUUAAAUCAUGAACAUGCAGUGAAUAGCCACAACGACCAUGCAUCAAGCCUACGUCACAUAAGUACAGGAAGCUCCGGCAGUUACCGUAGCAGCACAGGAAGCGUGAGCGGACCAUCAACACCAACGAAUAAUACACCCCUGGUGAUCCCCCAGCCAGUGAAGCCAACCAAUAAGUCGGGGAAGUCGUACCACUGCAAGACAUGUGAUCAGAUUUUUACAACAAAAUCGGACAUGUUGAUUCACAGUCAACAAAUACACAAACAAGAUCCAAAGCCCUAUCGCUGCCCUACAUGCCAAAGAUGUUUUGCAAAUUCCUCGUAUCUCUCUCAGCACAAUAGGAUACAUGCAGGAAUUCGUCCAUAUAAAUGUGAAAUCUGUGAACGAAAAUUCACCCAGUUGUCACAUCUCCAGCAGCAUAUCCGCACGCAUACAGGGGAAAAGCCAUACAAAUGUAUGCACCCGGGGUGUGGCAAAGCUUUCUCUCAAUUAUCCAAUCUUCAGUCACAUUCAAGAUCCCACAUGACUGACAAGCCUUUUAGGUGUAACUCCUGUUAUAAAUGCUAUGCUGAUGAACAAAGCUUGCGGGAGCACAUCCCGAAACACUCUGACACGAAGCAUUUAAAAACGCAUAUUUGUCGCAUCUGUGGUAAGUCGUACACGCAGGAGACCUAUCUGGCGAGACACAUGUCAAAACACUCACAGGACAAUUUGAAUAUAAAUAAAAUUGUAUCCAGUCGACCAAUCAAACAAGAACCGCAUGAUCAUUCCAAUGGGGCGACAGACUACAGCCGGCUGCCCGAACGUUCAGUGGAUGGUUCAACAACUCCAUGUGGAAAAGUCUCGUCUGCAUUUAUGCCGAUUCCACAAUUCGGAGGUAACGUACCCAGCUCCUCGAAUUCUGCGUACCCUUUCAGUACAUCACUUCCAAAUAACUCCCCUCUGAGUCCAUCACUCCCCCAUAUAUCCUCCAUGGCAUCUCGGAGCUAUUUUCCGUAUGAUCCCAUAAACUUCAGAAAAACAGAUGUUCCGGACCGAUCUCUGAAUGCUUCAAUGAGUAGGGACAACCAAUUUCUGGCAAACAGUCUACUAAGUUUACAGCAAAUUAAGAACUAUGCCACUCACCAGAUGCCAAGCUUUGCCCCUGCUUGUUCAAGUGGGGGUGCAAGGUUAGCGUGAGAGGGCAACGUAACAGUCGGCAUGUGUAGUAACAUUUCUGUAGAAUCCAUAGUUACUAUUGUCUUAGUGAUUUGUGUAUCUUGUAUGGUAAUUAGUGUCAAACUUUUAUGUGUAAAAUCUAUUGGAGCUGUCUCUUUUCACUUCACAUACACAGGUCUCACACAAAUUCCAAUAAAUUCUUAUUAUACGUGAAAUGAAAAUUAAGUAUCACAACUUCUUUUUCUAUUCAGAUUUUAUCACUUUCCAAAAGCAUUUGUUACAAGCAAAAUACUUUUGGACAAAUGGACGUAUAUUUGAAUUCAUUGUCAAAUCGGACAUAUUUAUUGCAUUGUAGAUAUUGUUUUUGUACAUAAAUCUGUUAUAUGAAUAUAAAUAUAUAUCUAUAUAUGAGAUGUAUGUGUAAAGAGAGAGGCUGUUAUAAGUGUUUCUAUGACGAUGGGGGACAUUCUGUAACCCUACCGGGGGCUGAUUAUCAUGUAUAUCAAAAGGUGCUAAUAUAUUCUGGUAACUUUGCAAUGUUCUGUUCUGCACACAUAUCAUUGGACAAUGGCAGAGUUUCCGAGCUCUCUAACUAGUAUUGAUGCAGUUGUUUAUUUUGUUUUCCAUAUAGAUAUAUAUAUAAGGUUGAGCUUUUUGUAUGUUUGAUCAGUACAACUCUGUCCAUAUUAAGAUUAGUGCAAUUUUUUUUUCAGAAUGAGGUUUUAUCUUUUGUUUAAAUUCAUUGUCAGUUAUUACUGAUGCUCAUGUGUUUCAUCUUUUUUCUUUUCUUUUUUUUCAUUUAUCUUACGUUGCCUUAAAAGAAAAAAAAAUGGCAAUUGAUGGUUGUUUGAAUGAAUUUAAGGUUGUGUCUCAAAGACAGCUUAAAGUAUUACUUUGUCCUCCCUGAAUUACCAGUGAUUUCUGCAAACAUAAACUUGUGCACCCGCCACUUUAAAUUCAAAUGAAUUAAUUGAAACUUCAUUUCUUUAAUGCACUGCAAUACGCAAUUUCUGAAAUACCAGCUCUUUUGUGAUGGAGGUGCGUUCAGUAUUCUGUUGAACACUUUGGUGGGUACAAGAUGUAUACAUACGGUAUAGACUAUGUAAAUAAGGAUAAAAGUUCUGAUAGCAUAAAUUUUGUUUAUAUCAGCCGUUGGUAUACAUUAAACUGACCAUAUCAAGAUUAAUUUGUUUGAAUUAGGCCAUUAAAUUAAAUAUGAAAGUGUUAUUUAUUUCAACUUCUACACAAGUUAUGUAUUUAUCAAAGAAAGAAGAUGAUUUUCGAUUUUUGUUUGAGCUACUUUAUUAUCAGAUACUCCUAAACUUACUAAAUUGUGUGUCCCUGCAGUUUGGGUGGUUGUAUGACAUCUGACAAUCAUCCUGUAGGUAACAUAUGGACGCAGCAAUGAGCAUUUGUACCUACCGCAUGAAUACGAAAACAUAGUUUGCGCCUCACCGUGCAUAAGAGUUCAAUAAAGGGAAAUAACAAUUGAGAAACUCGGAAAUUGCGUAUUGAUUUCUUCUACAGGCAGUGUGAAAAUUUAUUUUUUGUCUGACUGUUAGUAAAUAUUGAAAAUUUAUUGAAUUAUUUUUCGGUCAAUACAAAUACAGACAAUUAGAUUUAGAAUUUUUCUUCUACUGUUUGAAAAUCAUUUUUAUGUAGCAAUUUCUAGUCUUAAGAUGUUAGUCUGUACUUAAACAACUUAACUCCAGUUUAUGAGAUGUUCUGAGUUUUGAAAACAAAUAUAAUUUGUAAGUUAUUUAAGAAUCUGUUUAUGGCAUUCAAGAAAGAAGUGAAAACACUGACAAACUUGUUUAUGCAAUCACAACAGUAUUUUGUACAUGAUGUCAGCACAGAUUGCACUCAAGUGAUUUUUUUUCUCUUCAGAUUUUUAUAAACUGUAAUGUGAAUGGCAAAACUUGACUUGGCUCAACUUUGUAUAGAAUAUAUUACUUAUUGCUCAAUGUGUGGAAAUCGUAGACAAUUUGUGUAUGAAGUGACACUGGCAUGAGAGUGUAUUGUUUUAUGUCAACAGCGAUGAGAUGCUGUGAACAACUCGAUUCACUGUUAGGUCAUUGAGACUAUUUUCAUGUUAUCAUGUCGAAAAAACAUCUUAACAGCAAUUUGGCAGCAAAUUUGAUUCUCUUGGUAGGUGCCAAUGACCAUAAAUCAUUUACCCUUCAUGUUAGAAAUAAUCUGGGGAAAUGAAAAACAGAUUUAAAAUUUAUAAAUUAGGUAUCGAAGUAUUUCCCUUAGGUAAACAAGAAAUUUUCCCUGCACUCACUCACAUAGCACUCCAGGCUGAGUUCCUACACACAUGUGCACACACAACAGUGCAAGGAGUUUCCCCCCUACAUACAAACACAACAUUCCAAAGAGUUUUAUGCCUCAAGCACACCAGCUCAAGAAAAGUUCCGAUCUGCACACUGUGAGACAAUAGUUUAAGGGCAUUUCCUCCCUACACACGACAGUAUGAGGAGAGUACCUCCCUACACACACAACAGUUUGAGGAGAGUACCUCCCUACACACAACAGUCUGAGGAGAGUUCCACCCUACACACACAACAAUCUGAGGAGAGUUCCUCCCUACACACACAACAGUCUGAGGAGAGUUUCUCCCUACACACACAACAAUCUGAAGAGAGUCCCAUCCUACACACAACAAUCUGAGGAGAGCUCCACCCUACACACACAAUCUGAAGAGAGUUCCUCCCUUCACACACAACAAUCUGAGGAGAGUUUCUCCCUACACACAACAAUCUGAAGAGAGUUACACCCUACACACACACAACAAUCUGAAGAGAGUUCCACCCUACACACAACAGUCUGAGGAGAGUUUCUCCCUAAACAAACACAACAAUCUGAAUAGAGUUCCUCCCUACACACAACAGUCUGAGGAGAGUUCCUCCCUACACACACAACAGUCUAAGGAGAGUUCCUCCCUACACACACAACAAUCUGUGGAGAGUUCCUCCCUACACACAACAGUCUGAGGAGAGUUCCUCCCUACACACAACAAUCUGAGGAGAGUUCCUCCUUACACACACGACAGUCUGAGGAGAGUUUCUGUGAGAAAUAUUUGUUUUUAAUUAGAAUGGGAAAGUUUUCUAUAGGCAGCAUAUGGCUGAUUCAUUUUAUUUAUCAGAGAAACUAGAAGACAACAUAAGUCAUUAAAGGGCAUAAUUUUGUUUACAUUAUAGUCCUUAUCAACCUUGAUUGAUAAGUAUUCUUAUAAUUAUCUGCAACCCAUAAAACUAUCCAACAUUAGACUUUAGAUUUACAGAGUGUAUGUGAUCCCCUUAAUGUUGUUCAGUGUAAAUUUCUUGUUGAGGUGUAAUAUUGUUAUAUUUACCAUAUAUCUGGAUGAUUUUCAUGUGAGGAUACCAAAGACAUUGAAGAUUUAUGAUAGAGAGAUCUCCUAGGCAGGGUAAUAAUGAACUGUUAUCAUCUAUGUAUGGCGACUAAACUCACACUUUAUUGUAUGUCACGUGACAUUUAUUCUGUGUUGUGAUUGGUGGAUAAUUUUCUUACAUGAAUUAUCUCUUACAAGAGUGUCAUUGAACCCCUUGUAACCGUUUUAUGUGGCUCGAACCCGUUUCUCUCCUACAUCUUUGUAUAAUGGCUAAUUAAGCUUCUCUAUUGUGAAACACGUUCUGUACCCUGUAUCAUGCACCUCACUUCAUGCUAUGAAUAGUUUUCUUCAACUCUAAAGAGCAGUGUCAUGAAUGGUUUAUUUUUCUGUAGUCAUAAUGGUGAUUGAUGAAUAUUUUAUAUCAUGGUUUAAUUUAUAUUGCAUAACAUUAUGAAAUAAAUGCAGUUCUUUGGUCGAUCAAGCAAAGUCUAGCAACAUUAUAAUGUAAUAAACCCCAAUCAAUGGACGGCCUUACUUUCAUGUUACCUAAUGGUUGAAAUUUAAUUCAUAUAUGGUCCAUUGCUUUCAGAGUUAAUUUUGAAUUUAGAAAUUAAACUGUCUGGAAAAGAAAUUUCUGAUACGACUCCAAACAAUUGGGAUAUGAUGUGUGCACAUUUAAAAAUAAAUUGCAUGUUAUUCAGUUGAACCGUGGGGGUAGAAAAGGGCAUAAAUUCAUUAACAUAGACCUUCUAAAUUCUACUAGGUCAUGUUACAAAGCAUGGUUAAACAAUUUAUAAUAGUAGAUUGCCAUGCAGGUUUGCACAAUCCAUUCAGAAAAUGUAAGACUGUUUAAUACAUGGAUCAAUACUAGAGGCCUUAGACUGGGUUAAUUUAAACUGAACCCCCUGGGAUUUGGGGGGGAAAUCUCAGCUUUCUGAAAUAGAGUCUGUUCUAGGAACAACAUGAAAACCAUUUUUUAGGAUCGAUGUCUUGAUGGAAAUUUUGCAUAAGAAUGUAUGAAAAUCAAAAGCUGUAUGAAAUCAAGAGAGAGACAUUGUUGGAUAGGUGCGUUAGUCCGAGUUAUGGUACAUGUAACACGUACUGUGAAGUUUUAGCAGACCUGUGGAAGAACCCCAGAGCACUUGUUUUCUUUUUCUUUAUUCAUAUGCUGAAGUUCUAGACCAAAGUUUUGUUAACUAAUAAGAAUGCCAUAUAUCAGCUUUACCAAAUAGCACUGUUACCAAGCAUCAUCAAAUGAUGUGGAUCUUUUUCUUAAUAACUAUAUAUAAUUGUACAUCUUUUUUUUUUUCAAAUUUAAAAUUUGCACAUGCAUUUCAUUUGUAGGUCUUCUAUUUUCUACUUUUGAUAUUUAUUCCACUUUUUUCCCGUCUAUAUGGGAUCAAUUUUCUAGGAAUCUCAUUUUGAUCAACACGCUUUAAUGACACAUUUUAAAGUCCGGCUUUGUCAUCUGUCCCAACAGCUGUUCUUAACCAAGUUAAGUCUUCAUUCUCAUUGUUGACGUGUAAGUUGCUAAAGCAACUCUAAAAAUGACUGUGAUUGGACAUCGUGUCACGUGUCACUUGGUGGUCAGUUGUGUUUAGUGCUAUAUUGUAUCAUCGCUUUUGUUAUAAAAUAAAUAGAAAACAUUUA
Ostrea edulis (European flat oyster) is the source of this 6383-nucleotide messenger RNA. RefSeq names its product zinc finger transcription factor lin-29-like. The transcript has 6 exons. The record is from RefSeq and is a predicted model, not a curated record. Gene Ontology annotation, biological process: regulation of DNA-templated transcription. The coding region runs from base 80 to 1402 and encodes 440 amino acids. Gene Ontology annotation, molecular function: DNA-binding transcription factor activity, RNA polymerase II-specific; RNA polymerase II cis-regulatory region sequence-specific DNA binding. NCBI's taxonomy places the organism in Eukaryota, Metazoa, Mollusca, Bivalvia, Ostreida, Ostreidae.